Messenger RNA from Emiliania huxleyi CCMP1516, 813 nucleotides. RefSeq names its product putative prohibitin. The coding region runs from base 1 to 813 and encodes 270 amino acids. Gene Ontology annotation, cellular component: membrane; mitochondrion. The record is from RefSeq and is a predicted model, not a curated record. NCBI's taxonomy places the organism in Eukaryota, Haptophyta, Isochrysidales, Noelaerhabdaceae. Gene Ontology annotation, biological process: mitochondrion organization. The transcript has 7 exons.
AUGGCCGCAGCUCAGGCGCUCAACAACCUUGCACGCGCGGCGGUCGGCAUUGGCGCCGGCGUGAGUCUCUUCCAGGCCUCGGUGUACGACGUCGACGGCGGUUUCCGCGCCGUGAUGUUCGACCGGCUUCGCGGCAAAACUGUCUACGGCGAGGGGACGCACUUCCGGAUCCCGUGGCUGCAGACGCCGCACACGUUUGACAUCCGGAUGCAGCCGCGCAACAUUGCCUCGACGACGGGGACCAAAGACCUGCAGGUGGUGACCAUCAACCUGCGCGUGCUCUCGCGGCCGCAGGUCGAGCACCUGCCCGACAUCUUCUCCUCGCUCGGCAUCGACUACGACGAGCGCGUUCUCAAGGCGGUGGUGGCGCAGUACAACGCGGAGCAGCUCAUCACGCAGCGGAGCGAGGUGUCGAAAACGGUGCGGACCACGCUCACCAAGCGGGCCGCCGACUUCCACAUCGACCUCGACGACGUCGCCAUCACCGACCUCAAGUUCGGAAAGGACUUUACCGCGGCGAUCGAGUCCAAGCAGGUGGCCGAGCAGGACGCGGAGCGGGCUAAGUUCAUGGUGCUCAAGGCGGAGCAGGAGAAGCAGGCGCAGCUCCUCAGGGCGGAGGGCCUGUCCGAGGCGGCUGGCCUCGUCUCGCAGGCGCUGGAGGACUCGCCCGCCCUCGUCGAGCUGCGCCGCAUCGAGGCGGCCAAGGACAUCGCCGAGACUCUCGCCCGCUCGCGCAACGUCACCUACCUGCCGUGCGGCGGCGCGGGCGGCGGGCAGAACCUGCUGCUCAACGUGGGCGCUGGUGGGCAGUGA